CCAGCACCUGGGUUACAAAACAACCCAAAUUGGGUUAUUUUUAACCCAGCAGUUUAAAGUGUGUAGUUAAAAAGAAAAAGGCAGAUUUUUUUAUUUCCUUUGUAGAAGAUUUUAAGUUAGUGAAUUAAUAAUCUGUUAAUUAUGUGACCUCAUCUUUAAAUUUUCUUUUUUUUUCCUAUACAUGAAAGUUGUUAAUAUGUAAGGAAUGAUUAUUCUCUGAAUAUGUAAUGUAGGGUGCAUUUUGUUUGUAUGUUAUCUUUUCUAAUAAGAAAAAAAACGAACAGCGCGGGUGAGGGAUCUAGCUAAUAUUAAAUCUAUGUGCAUAAACUCAGAAACGAACGCUCGGCCAGCGUCUGCACGUCAAUCACGUGACCAAGCGUAAGCGUCGGGUCUGCAUCUCCUUUCCGUCACUACUACCUGCCAGCAGCGUCUGCACGUCAAUCACGUGACCAAGCGUAAGCGUCGGGUCUGCAUCUUCUUUCCCUUUAAUACGUCACUCACUGUUACCUGUUAGCUCAUUUCAGCCUUGUGGUUGGUAGGUGUUGCACGUCGGAUACCGGUUGGGGACAAAAAACUUUUCAAAGGAGUUUCGUGUUUUUCUGGCUUAUUUCACUUCUGAUAACUAGCAGUUUAACCACAGGUGAGUUUUUACAAAGCAGACAUUCAGCUUUUUUCUAAAGAAACUCAAAGGUUCUUUAUGUCUGAGGAGCACAGUACCCUGAGACUUGUGACUGAAUUCAGUUUAUCCACUGUCACCGAUUCAGUUAAACAGCCAAUCCAGGAAUCCAGAAUGAACGAAUAUAGUAGAAUUCAAGCCUUAAAACAGAACAUCAGUAGGGAGCGUGAAGGAUUUGAGGAAACCCCGUUUCACCAAGUCAUAUCUGAGCCCAGUACUCAGAGCCUUGACACUGAAUUCAUGUUUCCCUCUGUCAGUGGUGCAGUUAAACAGCAAAUCCAAGAAACCAGAAUGAAGGAAAAUUCUAUUAUUCAAGGAUUAAAGUUUAAACUCACAGCUCUGAUUCAAGGGCUUGAAGAACAAAUGCUUAAACUUCAAAAAGAUCGAGAAGAUUUUGAAAUCAGCAAAGUUAGGUCAAUUGAGGAAAUAGAGGGUAUGAAAUCUCUUCUGCUGGAUCAGAGAAAAGACUUUGAAGAGGAAAGAUCUCGAUCAGAUUACGAGAUCAAUCAAAUUCAGACUUUUCAGCAAGAUGAAAGAGAAAUGAUUGAACUUGUGAAAGGCAAUUUAGCAGUUCAGAGCAACGACCUGCAGGGAGAAAAAGUAAGAUUACACGAGGAAUGGCAUCAUCUCGAGCAGGCAAAACUCCAAAUGAAAGAGGUUUAUGAAAACCUACAGGAGGAAAAUGAGAAAUUGAAGACGCACAUAAAGGACAUCGAGAGAGCCAAAGCAGACGCUGAUAGAGAGAUUGAAAACAUGAAAAUUCAACUCGAAGCAGAUAAAACGUUGUUUGAACAGACGAAGAAAAGCUCAGAGCUGGAGUUUGUAACUAUGAGAGAAGCUUUGGAUGAUGAGAAACGUCAGCUUGACUGUGAGAAAACAGAGUUUGAGAAAACAAAGACUGAAUCACAGCAGGAGAUAAGAGACACCAUUCAAAUGCUGAAUGAUGAGAAAAUGUGUCUAGAAUUUAGAAUUGGACAUCUAAACGAAGAGAAAUGCGAACUGGAAGCCAGAUCCCAGCUCGUGGACAAGCAGAAGGCUACAGUUGAGGAAGAAAGGCAGGAACUUCAGGAACAAAUGAUUAAACAAAACGAUGAGAAAAAGAAACUGGAGGAAACGAAGAUCAAAUUGGAUCAGGUCUACGACAAACUGCUGAAAGGUAAAGCUAAACUGAAGAAAAACAUCCAAAAGUUUAAGACUAACAAAGCAGAAAUGCAGGAGAUGAUGGGAAGUCUAGAAGAACAGAAAAAGGUGUUCGACGAGACAAAGAAAAGCUCUGAGCAGGAUUUAUUAAAUAUGAGAAAAGCUCUGGAUGAUGAGAAACUUCUGCUUGAAGCUAGUAAAGAAAACCUAAAUAUGCAGAGAAUUGCGUUCGAACACAAAAAGACUGAAACCGAACAGGAGAUAAGAGACACCAUUCAAAUGCUGCAUGAUGAGAAAAUGUAUCUAGAAAUUAGAAUUGAAAAUCUUCACAAUGAGCAAUCUGAGUUUGAACAGAAAAAGACUGAAUCACAGCAGGAGAUAAGAGACACCAUUCAAAUGCUGCAUGAUGAGAAAAUGUAUCUAGAAAUUAGAAUUGAAAAUCUUCACAAUGAGCAAUCUGAGUUUGAACACAAAAAGACUGAAACUGAACAGGAGAUAAGAGACACCAUUCAAAUGCUGCAUGAUGAGAAAAUGUGUCUAGAAUUUAGAAUUGGACAUCUAAACGAAGAGAGACGCGAGCUGGAAGCCAGAUCCCAGCUCGUGGACAAGCAGAAGGCUACAGUUGAGGAAGAAAGGCAGGAACUUCAGGAACAAAUUAUUAAACAAAACGAUGAGAAAAAGAAACUGGAGGAAACAAAAAUCAAAUUGGAUCAGGUCUACGACAAACUGCUGGAAGGUAAAGCUAAACUGAAGAAAAACAUCCAAAAGUUUAAGACUAACAAAGCAGAAAUGCAGGAGAUGAUGGGAAGUCUAGAAGAACAGAAAAAGGUGUUCGACGAGACAAAGAAAAGCUCUGAGCAGGAUUUAAUAAAUAUGAGAAAAGCUCUGGAUGAUGAGAAACUUCUGCUUGAAGCUAGUAAAGAAAACCUGAAUAUGCAGAGAAUUGCGUUCGAACACAAAAAGACUGAAACCGAACAGGAGAUAAGAGACACCAUUCAAAUGCUGCAUGAUGAGAAAAUGUAUCUAGAAAUUAGAAUUGAAAAUCUUCACAAUGAGCAAUCUGAGUUUGAACACAAAAAGACUGAAACUGAACAGGAGAUAAGAGACACCAUUCAAAUGCUGCAUGAUGAGAAAAUGUAUCUAGAAAUUAGAAUUGAAAAUCUUCACGAAGAAAAAUCUGAGUUUGAACACAAAAAGACUGAAACCGAACAGGAGAUAAGAGACACCAUUCAAAUGCUGCAUGAUGAGAAAAUGUAUCUAGAAAUUAGAAUUGAAAAUCUUCACAAUGAGCAAUCUGAGUUUGAACAGAAAAAGACUGAAUCACAGCAGGAGAUAAGAGACACCAUUCAAAUGCUGCAUGAUGAGAAAACAUAUCUAGAAAUUAGAAUUGAAAAUCUUCACAAUGAGCAAUCUGAGUUUGAACACAAAAAGACUGAAACCGAACAGGAGAUAAGAGACACCAUUCAAAUGCUGAAUGAUGAGAAAAUGUAUCUAGAAAUUAGAAUUGAAAAUCUUCACGAAGAAAAAUCUGAGUUUGAACAGAAAAAGACUGAAUCACAGCAGGAGAUAAGAGACACCAUUCAAAUGCUGCAUGAUGAGAAAAUGUAUCUAGAAAUUAGAAUUGAAAAUCUUCACAAUGAGCAAUCUGAGUUUGAACACAAAAAGACUGAAACUGAACAGGAGAUAAGAGACACCAUUCAAAUGCUGCAUGAUGAGAAAAUGUGUCUAGAAAUUAGAAUUGAAAAUCUUCACAAUGAGCAAUCUGAGUUUGAACAGAAAAAGACUGAAACCGAACAGGAGAUAAGAGACACCAUUCAAAUGCUGAAUGAUGAGAAAAUGUAUCUAGAAAUUAGAAUUGAAAAUCUUCACGAAGAAAAAUCUGAGUUUGAACAGAAAAAGACUGAAUCACAGCAGGAGAUAAGAGACACCAUUCAAAUGCUGCAUGAUGAGAAAAUGUAUCUAGAAAUUAGAAUUGAAAAUCUUCACAAUGAGCAAUCUGAGUUUGAACACAAAAAGACUGAAACUGAACAGGAGAUAAGAGACACCAUUCAAAUGCUGCAUGAUGAGAAAAUGUGUCUAGAAUUUAGAACUGGACAUCUAAACGAAGAGAAACGCGAGCUGGAAGCCAGAUCCCAGCUCGUGGACAAGCAGAAGGCUACAGUUGAGGAAGAAAGGCAGGAACUUCAGGAACAAAUGAUUAAACAAAACGAUGAGAAAAAGAAACUGGAGGAAACGAAGAUCAAAUUGGAUCAGGUCUACGACAAACUGCUGAAAGGUAAAGCUAAACUGAAGAAAAACAUCCAAAAGUUUAAGACUAACAAAGCAGAAAUGCAGGAGAUGAUGGGAAGUCUAGAAGAACAGAAAAAGGUGUUCGACGAGACAAAGAAAAGCUCCGAGCAGGAUUUAAUAAAUAUGAGAAAAGCUCUGGAUGAUGAGAAACUUCUGCUUGAAGCUAGUAAAGAAAACCUAAAUAUGCAGAGAAUUGCGUUCGAACAGAAAAAGACUGAAACCGAACAGGAGAUAAGAGACGCCGUUCAAAUGCUGCAUGAUGAGAAAAUGUAUCUAGAAAUUAGAAUUGAAAAUCUUCACAAUGAGCAAUCUGAGUUUGAACACAAAAAGACUGAAACUGAACAGGAGAUAAGAGACACCAUUCAAAUGCUGAAUGAUGAGAAAAUGUGUCUAGAAUUUAGAACUGGACAUCUAAACGAAGAGAAACGCGAGCUGGAAGCCAGAUCCCAGCUCGUGGACAAGCAGAAGGCUACAGUUGAGGAAGAAAGGCAGGAACUUCAGGAACAAAUGAUUAAACAAAACGAUGAGAAAAAGAAACUGGAGGAAACGAAGAUCAAAUUGGAUCAGGUCUACGACAAACUGCUGAAAGGUAAAGCUAAACUGAAGAAAAACAUCCAAAAGUUUAAGACUAACAAAGCAGAAAUGCAGGAGAUGAUGGGAAGUCUAGAAGAACAGAAAAAGGUGUUCGACGAGACAGAACAGCUCUGAGCAGUAGAUCAGAAACGAGUUAUUCAUGGAGACAGAGCAGCUGGUGAGUGAAUUGAAAUGAAAAGCUAAUUACUGAAUAACUUUUGCUGCACACAGGCUGCUUUACACAGCAGCUCUUGGUUCAGCAGGUUACGUCUAAGUUACCCUAACCCUUACUCAACACAUCAGCUGGGUUUCCUUAGAUAGAAAAUGUUUACAUUUGAUUAAUAAAUGAAUAAAAAUGACACAUAAAAUAAAAAAUACAUAAAAAAUAAAAAUAAACUAA
Messenger RNA from Nothobranchius furzeri (turquoise killifish), 5078 nucleotides. The record is from RefSeq and is a predicted model, not a curated record. NCBI's taxonomy places the organism in Eukaryota, Metazoa, Chordata, Actinopteri, Cyprinodontiformes, Nothobranchiidae.